Messenger RNA from Symbiodinium pilosum, 1602 nucleotides. The record is from the annotation of a GenBank genome assembly. NCBI's taxonomy places the organism in Eukaryota, Dinophyceae, Suessiales, Symbiodiniaceae.
AUGAUCAUAGCUGUCAUUCCAGCGGCGCGCUACAUUAUUGAUGAUGCAACCGGAGUCAAUAUCACGCUGCAAACAGCGUGUCUCCACAUUUGUGGAAGCUGCAAUAAACUCUCUGAAGAGGGCGUGCCUCUUCGCGAUCCCUCCACGGAUGCUCUGGUCAUGGAUCUCAGGGCCUAUGUGACUGGUUUCCGUGGGGACUGGAAGGCUCUGAAGCAAACCUUCAAUUUCGCCAGGUAUGCUGACAAGGAUGAGGUCUGCUGGAUGUGCCUCGCUACAAAGGGGGCCACUGCUGAUAGUUUGUCUAUGUGCUACACGAAUGUUAACGAUGAUGCGCCCUGGCUUGAGACAAUGGGGGUUGUGCCAUGGGAAUUUACACCUGCGUACGCGCAGCUUACUGGUUUCCAGCUGACCUACAUUCAACCUGAUAUUCUGCACUGCUGGCAUCUGGGUACUGGAAGGGAUCUUGCAGCGUCAGCUCUGGUGUUCAUGGUCAAAGGUGGCCUUUGCUUUGCUGGAAGUACGCAAGCUGAGAGACUAGAGGGCGCUACGAUUCAGCUCAAAGAAUUCUGCAAAGAGCGGCAAUUGCCCCUGAAGUUGCACAAGCUCUCCAAAUCUAAGUUGAAUUGGAAAUCCAAAGCAAUGCCCGAGCUGAGAAGCUCUGGCUAUGACACCUAUGUUGUGGUCAAGUGGCUAACACAUGUGUGUGAGCGUUAUUCUGCUGUCCUUCCUCGGGAUCUAUGUUUCGCCCUCUGGGCUGGGAAUCAUGUGCUCUCCAUUCUUUCCAAUGCUGGCAGGUUUCUCACGCCCCUGGAACAAUCAAACAAAAACACCUUUGGCGAUGCAUUUAUGCACGCGUAUGUGCGACUUGCCAACGAAAGUUUGCCAAUAAACUUAGCCGGCAAGGUGGCCAUCCUCGCAUCGACGUCGCUCUCACAGGCCCUACUUGACAGCCUGCGUCUGUCAGAAGAAUAUAAAUUUGCCGUCAUGAAGAGUCCAGCGCCAGAAGUUCCCGUUGUGAAGGGGCACGCCACAGGGGAAGACGCCCCGAUGAAAGUAGCCCUGCAAUUCGUGAAAGCGAUGGAAGCAAACGGCAUCGAGGUCACCAUAGCUGGGUCGUUGGCACGUAACGUGACAGAACCACGAUUCACAAAGGAUAUCGAUGUGAACCUGCGUCUCGGACCUGGCAGUGUCGACAAGUUUGUGGCAGCAGCGACAGCCGUCGGUGCUGAACUACGAAGUGAGAUCGGGAGGCCAAGACGUGGACGGGGCAUCCUUACGGAUGACGAGGUCUUCCUCGUUAUUGGAAUCAUCUACAGCGGCAUUCCGAUCGACGUUUUUUUCAACACUUGGUGGGGCAGUCAAGAUGCCGUUGAUGAUGCGUUUCUAGUAGAGGUUGAUGGACAGGGUUGGCGCUUCAUUUCUCCCACCAGUCUUUGUCUUUUCAAGAUUUUGUUUCUGUCAGAGUCCUCUCCUGAGCGCGUUUUGCUAAAGCACAUCGAGGACAUUUAUGCCUUGCUCGAAGUGUCAAAGAUUCCGGUUGACCGCAGAUAUGUUUCUGCGUCUAGUGUCCAAACUACUACCCAGCACAGACUUUCGCUUUAA